AUCUCCUUUCCCUCCUCAGGGUGUUGCAGGAACCUGCACCCAGAGCCUCUUGACACCAGCAUGGCCGGCCUUGAGGACAACACUCUGCGCAUCGUUCUGGUGGGAAAAACCGGAAGUGGGAAAAGUGCGACAGGAAACGCCAUCCUUGGGGAUAAGAUAUUUACUUCUAGUAUUGAUUCCAAGUCUGUUACCGAGGACUGUCAGAAAGGAGGGGGGUCCUGGGAGGGGAGGAAGCUUCUUGUUGUGGACACCCCAGGGCUCUUUGACACCAAGGAGAAACUGUGGAGCACCUGUAAGAAAAUCAGUCAGUGUGUCCUCUACUCCAGCCCCGGGCCUCACGCCAUCAUCCUGGUUGUAAGGCUGGGCCGCCUCACGGAGGAGGAGCGCAAAACACUUGAAUUGAUCAAGUUCAUCUUUGGGGAGCCCGCCAUGAAGCACAUGAUUGUCUUGUUCACGUGCAAAGAUGACUUGGAUGGUCAGUAUCUCAGUACGUAUAUAGCCAAGGCAGACAAGGGCCUAAAAACCGUCAUCACAGAGUGUGAUUUAUGCGUCUGUGCCUUCAACAACAGAAGUAAAGACGAGGCUGAGAAGGAAGCUCAAGUGCAGGAGCUGGUGGAGCUGAUGGAGGCAAUGGUGCAGGAGAAUGGAGGGGCUCACUUUUCGGAUCCCAUCUACAAGUACACAGAGGAAAGAUGGGAACACAUGGGAAAGGAACUGAACAAAAUCUCUGCUGAACGAGCAGCUAAGGAAAAAAAGGUAAAAGAGAGAUAUGAUAGAAAAGAAAUAUCGAAGCAAGAAAUGGAGAAGCAGAUGGCGUCCAUAGAGAAGGAAUAUGAAAUCAAAAUGAGAACCGCUAAGGAAAAAGGUGAAGGAAAUAUACUGAAAAGUAUUUUCCAAUGGAUUUUAGAAAAGUUUUCAAAUAAAUGGCGUGAGUUCUGGGAGUGACCCGAAUUUUAUUUUUUUUCUUAAUUUACUCUGAUUUGUCAGUGUGGUAGAUUGUAUUUUCCAGAGAUGGCUACAGCAAUACCCUCCAUCCCAGCUCUGCAUCUUGUACCCUGUGCUGUUGCUCCUUCUGUUGGGUGAUGGGGACUCUCUUCCCAGUCCUUGGAAUUCCAUGGACUCUGACUGCUUUGACCAGUAGUGGCUGGUCUGACUUCUAAGUUAGACGGGGACAGUCCUGCCUUGUUCUCGGGGGUACAUGCCCUCAGAAGGUUGCCCUCGUGCUGUGAGGGAGCCCACGUUGCCCAUCAAGAGGCCCCAGGAAGAGGACCGGAAUCCUGGCCCCAUCCCCUGCCUGCUCUCCCAUCUGUCAGCAGAACCACCUGGCCACCGUGCAAGUGUGGCCACAGGGCGGUGGGCUCUCCAGCUGCCAGCAGAGCCGCGUCAGGGGAAACCGCAGACAGCAAAGCUGGGCCAUCCCCACUGCGUCCUGCCCAGUUCGUAGAUUCAUGAGAAAAAUAAAUGAUGUUGUUUGAAACCACUAA
Artibeus jamaicensis (Jamaican fruit-eating bat) is the source of this 1484-nucleotide messenger RNA. Its product is annotated as GTPase IMAP family member 7. Lineage: Eukaryota; Metazoa; Chordata; Mammalia; Chiroptera; Phyllostomidae. The transcript has a single exon. The record is from RefSeq and is a predicted model, not a curated record. Gene Ontology annotation, molecular function: GTP binding. The coding region runs from base 61 to 945 and encodes 294 amino acids.